Orcinus orca (killer whale) is the source of this 4523-nucleotide messenger RNA. RefSeq names its product dynactin subunit 1 (gene DCTN1). Gene Ontology annotation, biological process: nuclear migration; establishment of mitotic spindle orientation. NCBI's taxonomy places the organism in Eukaryota, Metazoa, Chordata, Mammalia, Artiodactyla, Delphinidae. Gene Ontology annotation, cellular component: microtubule associated complex; axon; spindle pole. The record is from RefSeq and is a predicted model, not a curated record. The transcript is spliced from 32 exons. Bases 263 to 4180 code for a protein of 1305 amino acids.
CAUCAGCUGGCAAGCAGGAUUUGGUGUCUCUGGGUUCAGGAAUCCUCCAGCAGCAGAGGGGACUUGCUCCUCAGCCCCCAUCUCUGUCCCUACCCCUACCCCAGUAGGCCACCCAGGGAGGUCCAUGGACUAGGGAGGCCAGGCUGGCUGGCUUCUGUGUUUGUCCAUGAGGGCCUGGAGCCCUGACCCUCCUGCCUAGGUUUCUGCCUUUUCUUUCUGUCUUUGGCCAGCUGGGGGAGGGGGUAGAGGCCGGGUGAGCAACAUGGCCCAGAGCAAGAGGCACGUGUACAGUCGGACUCCCAGCGGCAGCAGAAUGAGUGCGGAGGCAAGUGCCCGGCCUCUGCGAGUGGGCUCCCGCGUGGAGGUGAUUGGAAAAGGCUACCGUGGCACUGUGGCCUAUGUUGGAGCCACACUAUUUGCCACUGGCAAAUGGGUAGGUGUGAUCCUGGAUGAAGCAAAAGGCAAGAAUGAUGGAACUGUCCAAGGCAGGAAGUACUUCACUUGUGACGAAGGGCAUGGCAUCUUUGUGCGCCAGUCCCAGAUCCAGGUAUUUGAAGAUGGAGCAGAUACUACUUCCCCAGAGACACCUGAUUCUUCUGCCUCAAAGGUCCUCAGAAGAGAGGGAACUGACUCAAAUGCAAAGACCAGCAAACUGGCACCGACAGCCCGAAAGACUACAACCCGGCGGCCCAAGCCCACCCGCCCAGCCAGCACUGGGGUAGCUGGGGCCAGUAGUUCCCUGGGCCCCUCUGGCUCAGCAUCAGCAGGUGAGCUGAGCAGCAGUGAGCCCAGCACCCCAGCUCAGACUCCGCUGGCGGCACCCAUCAUCCCCACGCCAGCCCUCACCUCUCCUGGAGCAGCCCCACCGCUUCCUUCCCCGUCUAAGGAGGAGGAGGGGCUGAGGGCCCAAGUGCGGGACCUGGAGGAGAAACUGGAGACCCUGCGACUGAAACGUGCAGAAGACAAGGCAAAGCUAAAAGAGCUGGAGAAACACAAGAUUCAGCUGGAGCAGGUGCAAGAAUGGAAAAGCAAAAUGCAGGAGCAGCAGGCAGACCUGCAGCGGCGCCUCAAGGAGGCUCGGAAGGAAGCCAAGGAGGCCCUAGAGGCAAAGGAACGCUACAUGGAGGAGAUGGCUGACACUGCUGAUGCCAUCGAGAUGGCCACUCUGGAUAAGGAGAUGGCCGAAGAGCGGGCUGAGUCCCUACAGCAAGAGGUGGAGGCGCUGAAGGAGCGUGUGGACGAGCUCACCACUGACUUGGAGAUCCUCAAGGCUGAGAUUGAAGAGAAGGGCUCAGAUGGCGCUGCGUCCAGUUAUCAGCUCAAGCAGCUUGAGGAGCAGAACGCCCGCCUAAAGGAUGCCCUAGUGAGAAUGCGGGAUCUUUCUUCCUCCGAGAAGCAGGAGCACGUGAAACUCCAGAAGCUCAUGGAAAAGAAGAACCAAGAGCUGGAAGUUGUGAGGCAACAGCGGGAGCGUCUGCAGGAGGAGCUGAGCCAGGCAGAGAGCACCAUUGAUGAGCUCAAGGAGCAGGUGGAUGCUGCCCUGGGUGCUGAGGAGAUGGUGGAGAUGCUGACAGACCGGAACCUGAAUCUGGAAGAGAAAGUGCGGGAAUUGAGAGAAACCGUGGGGGACUUGGAAGCAAUGAAUGAAAUGAACGAUGAGCUGCAGGAGAACGCACGUGAGACAGAACUGGAGCUGCGGGAGCAGCUGGAUAUGGCGGGUGCACGGGUGCGAGAGGCCCAGAAGCGUGUGGAGGCGGCCCAGGAGACAGUUGCAGACUAUCAGCAAACCAUCAAGAAGUAUCGCCAGCUGACCGCCCACCUGCAGGAUGUGAACCGGGAACUGACAAACCAGCAGGAAGCAUCUGUGGAGAGGCAGCAGCAGCCACCCCCAGAGACUUUUGACUUCAAAAUCAAGUUUGCUGAGACUAAGGCCCAUGCCAAGGCAAUUGAGAUGGAGUUGAGGCAGAUGGAGGUGGCACAGGCCAACCGGCACAUGUCCCUGCUGACAGCCUUCAUGCCUGACAGCUUCCUUCGGCCAGGUGGGGACCAUGACUGCGUCCUGGUGCUGCUGCUCAUGCCUCGUCUCAUUUGCAAGGCAGAGCUAAUCCGGAAGCAGGCCCAGGAGAAAUUUGAACUAAGUGAGAACUGUUCAGAGCGUCCAGGACUUCGAGGAGCUGUGGGGGAGCAGCUCAGCUUUGCUGCUGGGCUGGUGUAUUCGCUGAGUUUGCUGCAGGCCACACUCCACCGUUAUGAGCAUGCCCUCUCUCAGUGCAGUGUGGACAUGUAUAAGAAGGUGGGCAGCCUCUACCCUGAGAUGAGUGCCCACGAACGCUCCUUGGAUUUUCUCAUUGAGCUGCUGCACAAGGACCAGCUGGACGAGACUGUCAACGUAGAGCCUCUCACCAAAGCCAUCAAGUACUACCAGCAUCUGUACAGCAUCCACCUCUCUGAACAACCAGAGGACAGUACCAUACAGCUGGCUGACCACAUUAAGUUCACCCAGAGUGCCCUGGACUGCAUGAGUGUGGAGGUGGGACGGCUGCGGGCCUUCUUGCAGGGUGGGCAGGAGGCUUCAGAUAUUGCACUCCUGCUCCGGGACCUGGAAACUUCGUGCAGUGAUAUCCGCCAGUUCUGCAAGAAGAUCCGGAGGCGAAUGCCAGGGACAGAUGCUCCUGGGAUCCCAGCUGCACUGGCCUUUGGACCACAGGUAUCCGACACACUCCUAGACUGCAGGAAACACCUGACGUGGGUGGUGGCUGUGCUGCAGGAGGUGGCUGCUGCUGCCGCCCAGCUCAUUGCCCCGCUGGCAGAGAAUGAAGGCCUGCCUGUGGCUGCCCUGGAGGAGCUGGCUUUCAAAGCAGGCGAGCAGAUCUACGGAGCCCCCUCCGGCAGCCCCUAUGAGUGUCUGCGCCAGUCAUGCAGCAUCUUGAUCAGUACCAUGAACAAGUUGGCCACCGCCAUGCAGGAGGGAGAGUACGAUGCAGAGCGGCCCCCUAGCAAGCCUCCCCCAGUUGAGCUGCGGGCUGCAGCCCUUCGUGCAGAGAUCACAGAUGCUGAAGGCCUGGGCUUGAAGCUUGAAGAUCGAGAGACAGUUAUUAAGGAGUUGAAGAAGUCACUCAAGAUCAAGGGGGAAGAGCUCAGUGAGGCCAAUGUGCGGCUGAGCCUCCUGGAGAAGAAGCUGGACAGUGCAGCCAAGGAUGCAGAUGAGCGCAUCGAGAAAGUCCAGACUCGGCUGGAGGAGACCCAGGCGCUGCUGCGGAAGAAGGAGAAAGAGUUCGAGGAGACGAUGGAUGCACUUCAGGCUGACAUCGACCAGCUGGAGGCAGAGAAAGCAGAGUUAAAGCAGCGAUUGAACAGCCAGUCCAAGCGCACAAUCGAGGGGCUCCGGGGUCCCCCUCCCUCGGGUAUUGCUACCCUGGUGUCUGGCAUUGCUGGUGAAGAACAGCAGCGAGGAGGUGCCUCUGGGCAGGCUCCGGGAUCUGUGCCAGGCCCAGGGCUGGUGAAGGACUCACCACUGCUGCUUCAGCAGAUCUCUGCCAUGAGGCUGCACAUCUCCCAGCUCCAGCAUGAGAACAGCAUCCUCAAGGGAGCGCAGAUGAAGGCAUCCUUAGCAGCCCUGCCCCCUUUGCACGUGGCAAAGCUCUCUCUCCUACCCCGUGAGGGCCCUGGCAGUGAUCUAGCUGCUGGAGUGCUGUAUCGUAAGACUAACCAGCUGCUGGAGACAUUGAAUCAGUUGAGCGCACACACCCAUGUCGUGGACAUCACCCGCACCAGCCCUGCUGCCAAGAGCCCAUCGGCCCAGCUCCUGGAGCAAGUGGCUCAGCUCAAGUCCCUAAGCGACACCAUCGAGAAGCUCAAGGCACAACUUCUGUCAGAGCUGAUAUCACUGCAGAGUAGAAUGGUUGGAAAUGGCUUCCCAGAAGCUAUAGAAUCUGAGUUGAGCCUUAAAAGGGAUGAGGUCCUUAAGGAGACUGUAUCUCAGCGCCCUGGAGCCACGGUCCCCACUGACUUUGCUACCUUCCCUUCAUCAGCCUUCCUCAGGGCCAAGGAAGAGCAGCAGGACGACACUGUAUACAUGGGCAAAGUGACCUUCUCGUGUGCUGCUGGCCUUGGACAGCGACACCGGCUGGUGCUCACCCAGGAGCAGCUGCACCAGCUUCAUGGUCGCCUCAUCUCCUAAAUGCUCCUUCCCUCGCUGUCCUCUUCUACGCUCAGCCCUCCUGGUGCCACUCUGCCUGAUGCAUAGCCACUGGGUAGCCCCCAGGUAGAACCGCCUGUGUGAAGCUGUUCCUGCCCCUUUCAGCUUCACUCCCACCUGUCAGUGCCCUGCCCCUGCCCCUUGACCUGGUUCCCCUAGUUCCGUUCCCCGACCUCUGCUGGAACUUGCUGUUCAAUUGCUCCCUCCUUCCUGAGGAGACUCAGGGGCCGUGGUGGGUAGGUAGGCUGAGACCCCACCACCAAAGGUCAAGUGAGGUCUCCCUGAUUGAGGACUUCACCCCUUGAUUAAAGUCACUUCUGCUUCA